CCGCGUUAUUUACACACAAACGAAUUGUUUUCCGAAUACUUUCAUAUAUUUCUUUCGUAACAGCAAAAUAAUGAAAAUGUGUUAAAACUAGCGAUCAACUAAAUAGUGUAAUACGCGAGGCAAAGUCGGUGUUUAUUCAGUCCACACCCAAUGCUCGUGAGGCGAGGACCUGCUCGUGAGUCGUCGUGUGUCUACCGUGAUUGCGUUCUGCAUGUUCUCCAUCCAGAAAAGCAAGAAUGGCUGAUGAGGGUGCAGACCUCACCAAUGGGCCGUCAACCUCCAAGGGAAAGAGGCGGGCAGUAAGUGCCCCAAGUCCUCGCAGCCCACAGAUCAAGCGCAAGCGCAUGCCAGCAGAGUACUACCAGUCAGAUGUGGUGGACGCCAUCAGCAAACAAGCUACAAGGACGCCUGUCUCAGACAAGGAGGUGGUCUUUAAUAAGAACACUUUCUUGGCUGUUAGAACAGACAAUGGGAAAUUCUUCGUCUGCAAGACUGCCCAGAAUGUCUACCAAACCACCAAGAUGUUUAAGAUUCUUUGGCUGGAGCUGCGCACGUCGCCGGGGACCUAUGAGAUGUCGUACCGUGACACCAUCGACAUUGAUAGCGUUCUGACCGAUGUGGUCAUGAACAGGCAGGCCGGUGGGCUACUGUCCCUGCCGCGCAGUGAGAUUGCCCGAGUAGAUCAGAUCCUGGGAUUGGCUAUCAAGAAGGAGAAUGGAAUGCUGGACAAUGACAAGGGUCCUCGAUUCCGUGAGAUGAAGGAAGUGAAAGAAGACGACGAUGACGAUGAUGAUUAUGAGGAUGAGGAGGAUGAGGACGAUGAAGACACAGAUGAAGACCAAGAUGACGCAGAUAAACCAUCCACCUCAACCCAAACCAGGACUAAUCCAAAGGUCAAGAAAUCACCCGCAAAAAAGCCCAAAGCCAAGCCUAAAACGAAAUCAGCCAGCCCUAAACCGGCCGGCAAGCAGAAAGGACGAGGCAGGCCCAAGGCCACAGUCACGACCAAAACGGCAACCAAGAAAGUGGCCAAGAAAAUCACUGCAAAGGCGAAGAGCACCAAGGGCAAAACCACUGCCAAAACUGCCAAGUCAGGACGCAAGCCACUGGCCAGCAAGGACAAGAAGGCCACCAAAGCCAAGGCCAAGAAGAAGAAAGUGAAGAAGGAGAAACCCAAAAAAGAGAAAAAGCCUAAAGUGAAGCUGCAUCCCAACGACAAACUGACUCCCAACACCAACAUUGAGGUGAUGGCCAAGGACCCGAUGUUUGAAGUCAAGAACGAGUCUGAGAUUCCCGAGGUGUCCAAGUUUGUCCAGUGCAAGCGCAGCAUCCGCGCCGUGCUGACCAACGACAUGAGCCUCCUCAAGAAACUGGUUGACAACAAAGACAUAGCCUCGGUCCUGGUUCAGCGGAGUGCCAGCGUCCCGCUGAGUGCCCUGCACUACGCUGUCAGGGUAGACAACCAGGCAGCCUUGAAGCUCCUUAUCCCGGAGAUUGACAGCACCAAAGAGAGAGCUCGACUGCCCGAAGUCAUCAUGCAGCACCAACAAACUGGAAGGUACAAUUUCAAGAGUCUUGGACAUGCUGUGAGGGAAAUCAAUGUGGGACGAGGGAGCAGAGAAGGCAACAAUGCCUUCACUAAGGAUUUGUCCAGAAACGUACGCGACCGAACCUACCUGGAAGAAGCACUUUCUUCAGGCGUCUCCGAAAAAACCAUCAACAUGAUCAUGCUUGCAGACUCUCAUGGAAAGUCUCAUGUACAAACGAACAUCGUCAAAGCAAUCACAGCAGGCCAUCGUAAGCUAGCCGGUUGCCUGAUUGAGAAGUUCAACCAGUCUGGGGGGCUCAACUGCAACAAACUCCACGAACAGGUGCUUCUCUUAGAUAAGCCGGAGGACCUGUCACCAUUCAGAGCAGUCUCUGUCAAGAAGAAGCCCUACGAUAAUGACAGGGUCACCCCAUUGCACUGUGCAGCCAUCAACCCUAACCCUAAGAUCCUUGCCAAGCUGCUCUUAGUCUGCCCAGAGUAUGCCAUCACUGACAGCAAAGGACGCAAGCCUAUCCACUACGCUGCAGCUUGUGAGGGGAGCGGACCCCUUGAACUACUCCUGAGUAGAGGGAUGAACCCUGAUGAGACAGACAAUAAAGCUAUGACUCCACUCAUGGUAGCAGCUCUGUAUGGACGCCAACAAAACAUCGAAGUUCUACUCAAGAAGAUCGAGUCUGGCAACACUGAUGAACUGUGUGGGGUGAAGAGGAAGUCGGCCACUGCAGAAUAUGCUAUCCAUUACGCAACCAAAGCUGGACAUGUGGAGUGCGUGAAGAGCUUGAUCAAGCACGGUGCUGACAUCGAGGCCGUGACGUCGGCCUCAACCAAUAGGCUCACCCCGCUCAUGGUUGCUGCCCAGUCUGGCCACUUCCAAGUCGCCAAAGCUCUGAUCGACGUCAAGGCCAUCAUUGCCAAAAAGGAUAAGAUCAAGCGUACCGCCCUGAUGCUCGCCUGCAUGAACGGCCACUAUCCAGUAGCUACUCUACUCCUAAGGAAAGGAGCUGACCCUAAUGACAAGGACUCGUCAGGAAACACUCCCGUUCACUAUGCUGCUGCCUACGGCUGGUGGCAUUGCCUCAAACUACUGCUCAAAGCUGGCGGCGACCCCAACAUCCUCAAUGACUGGAAGACCCCGCCUUUAGGUGUGGCCUUGAUGAAGGGACACACCGGCUGUGCUGAUCUCUUACUGGAACAGCCAGGGGUCAGUCUCAACUUCAGGAAUGACAGUGGAGCUACUCUAGUCAUGCUGACUGCUGCCAGCCCAAUGACCAAGUACAUGGUAGAACAGAUGAAGUACCUGAUUAAGAAGAAAGCUGACCUCACACUGGUGGAUAUUGAUGACAGAAAUGCUCUUCACUACUUGGCUGCCGGUGGGAUGCCUGAUCGAGGUGAUGAAGCAGAGAAAGAAGCUCAGAAGAAUGCUAUACUGGACGUAGCCAAGCUACUGAUGGAGAAAGGCUGUGAUGCCACGGUCAAGGACAAGGAGGGCAAGACACCCAUUAACCUGGCCCUGCAGCAGGAUAAUUUCUGCAUGGAGCUGGUGCAAUUGUUCUUGGACAAAGGUUGUAGCUUAUCCCUGGAUGUGGCAGGGGAUGGCGACAAUGCACUGCACAUCAUGGCCACCCGCUGCACCCACAACGACCUGGGUGUGCUACUCCCAACCAUCGCCAAAACGUUUGACAAACAGCCCGAAGAACCAAUGGAGGAGGACGAUGACUCUGAGGAGCCAGCCAAGAAGAAGAAGGUUAUAUCCUUAGAGGAGGCGGCCAAAACAGUUGAUAAACACGGUCAAACUCCACUACUCAGAUGCAUCAUUGCUAAUUUUCAACCGAAGACUAAAGUGCCAGUCCAUCACAGAGGAUUUGGAUACAGAGCACCUCAGAUGUCAAGAAGAACACCUCAGAUAAAGGAUGGAAAGACCUUGCAGAAUUUCCUCAGCAUGUUCAAAGCUCUUAUUGAAGUUGCCAAAUCAGACGUCAACGCUGUCGUAGUAAGCGGGAAGGGCAAAGACGCACAGCAAUGUGAGGGCGCCAGUCCACUCCACCUGUUGUCGCUGGCCAGCAAUAUUCCGGCCUUGACCAUUCUCCUGAAGGCCAAGCCCAAGCUAGACAUUCUGGAUAAAGGUGGCUUUACACCCCUACAACGAGCCAUACUGCACAAGAGACAAGACAGCUCCAAGCUAUUGAUUGAAGCGGGAGCCAACGUGAACCUGUUCACAGCCAGCAAGCGUGGUGACAAGGCAACCCCACUGAUUUUGGCUGCGAGAGCUGGCCUGCACGACCUCAUUCCAAUCCUGGUGGCCAAAGGAGCAGACGUCUCUGCCAAAGACAGCAAGUAUGAGAUGACAGCCCUGCACUGUACAACCAUAGCAGGCCACGAUGUAAACAAGGCCGUGCAGUCGGCCAGUGUCCUGAUCCAGGCAGGGGCCAGUGUCAACUCGGCCGAUGCCAAGCAGCGUACGCCCCUUCACUACUCCGUCAACUCAGACACUGGCAGCGCUGACACACCCACAGAGAUGACGGAAUUCCUGAUUGAAAAGAAAGCCAACGUCUUCGUCAAGGACAUACGGGGACGCCUGCCCCUCCACUAUGCAUUUGUGAAAAUAGACCGACACCGGGAUAAUACACAGACAGACCCCAUUGAGAUAGUGACCGUGCUCUUAGAUGCCAUGAAGGCACAGCAGGUGGAUACCCAGGACAAGUUUGGACAGACCCCCCUGCAUUGGGCUGCCUACCGGGGGGCCACCAUCUCAGCUAUGCAUCUUGCAGAGAGAAUCAAGGACUAUAACGUCAAAGACAACAACGGCAACACUCCCCUUGGAAUGGCAGCCCUAGGUGGCAAUGACAGUGUUGCUAUCAUGCUGAUCCAGAAGGGAGCCAACAUCAACACUACGGUCACCUACGUUCCUCCCGAACUUGAGGAGCAGAAGAACAACGCCCAGCCCAAGGCUGGAUUCUGGCAGUGGAAGGCGCUAGUCAAGCCUCCUCGGGCACCCAUCAAAGCUUCUUUCUUCCAAGCCGUGGUCUGGGAGGGCUGGCAGGGAGUGGUCUACCUCAUGAUGGAUAGACUCCAGAAGUUUGGCUUGUCAUACAUCAAUAUCAUCCAGGCUAUCCUGGAGGCUCAGAAAUUCCAGUUGGCCAGCACAAUGAUCCGCAAGCAGCGAGAUGCCCCGAAACUGCAACAGACCAAUCGUAGAGCUCGUAGCUUACUGCAUCUGCUAUCAAUGCAUGCCGUCUCAUCCAAUUGGUCAAGCCUCUAUGAACAGAUUGCCAAGUCCCUGUUUGACCGAGGCGUGAAGUUGUUUGCCAGGGAUGACAAGGGUUGUACUCCUCUCCACUACGCAGCUGCCAACCAGAACCUUGCACUCUGUAAGAUAUUUGCAGAAAGAGAUGCCAGUGGGUUCAAGAAUUGCCUGAACUGUCAGGAUCAUAGGGGCCGCACUCCUGCAGCGGCGCUAUUCUGGAAUUUCCGCUUCGACUCUUCAACAGAGGAAGUCAUCAGACUUUUCAUCAAGUCAGGCGCAAGCCUCAACUUCUGCACUGCCUUGCCCAACGUGGAGUCCAGCUCCUUGAACCGCAAGAAGCAGGCAGAGAGCCUAGAAGCCUGGUACCACGGCCCCUUGGACUGGUCUAUUCCACGCACCCCUCUGAUCCUCCACAUGUACAUUGAUAACUUCAAGGCCUGCAAGUUUCUCUUGAAGAAUGGGGCCAGCUGCAACUACGCUGACAAGGACGGGCUCACGCCACUCAUGCACGCAGUCAAACUGAAUGAAAUGGAAAUAGUGAAGCUUCUUCUGGACCAUGACUUUGAUCCUGAGAAGGACAGUAAGAGGGCCAAACCCAAGAAGCAGGAGCCUCUCUCGGUGUGGGCCACCAACAUCUGGGAGCAGAAAAAGUCCCAGCCACAGCAAGAGCAAGAAGAUGCAGGAUUUGAGGAGGAUGACGAUGUUGAGGAGGAUGAGGAGGAGGACGACGACGAUGAUGAAGACGACGAAGUAGACAGUGAAGAUGAAGAUCCUGAGGAAAGAGAGAUGAGGUUAGCCGAAAAGAAAGCAAAAGAAGAUGCUAAGAAAAAAGCUGAGGAGGCUAAGACCAGGAAAUUUGUCAAGACCAGUGACCUGGAUGUGAAUGCCGCGGAUUCGUCGGGUCGCACUGCCAUCCACCACGCCAUGAAGACAUGUAGCUAUGGCACCUGGGAGAACGUGGAGUUACUGCAGCUCCUAGUGCAGCAAGACGCCAAGACCAGACUGCAGGACAAGCAGGGCAAGACACCCUUGGAUUACGCCACGGAAACCAAAUCACAGAAGAUGGCUGGUGCAUUGCAGAGAUUGCAGGGGAUCCAGGAAUCCAAAAUGGUUAUUCCCAAGCCCCUACAACAUACCUGGACAGAUGGCCUCACCUUUACCUCACCCAAACCAGAUUUCAAAGCAGACUCUCAGGCCAUGCUGAAACAACUCGAAGCAGAAAAGAAGAAGGAUGCAGCCCAAGACAAGGAGGAGGACAAGAUCUUAGCAAAAGUUGAUGAUGGCUCAGGCAUCACAGAAGGAGGGGUGGUCCUUAUUGACGAAGAGCAAGAAAUUCCUUAUGAUGCAACUCUGACCAAAGUGGAUGUCAAGUACGGCAAUUAUGGCAUGAACAACUACUAUAUCAUGCAGAUCAUUCACCAGACAGGCAAGGAUAUGAUGCUGCUGUUCACACGAUGGGGUCGUAUCGGUGACGAGGGGCAAUAUCAAAAGACGCCCUUCAACUCAAAAGAAGAAGCUAUCAAGGAAUUCCAGAAGAUUUUUAAAGCCAAGACGGGCAAUGAUUGGUCCAAAGUCGAGGAUUUCCACAAAGUACCCAAGAAGUACCAGCUGGUCAAAACGGACCCCUGGCGAACCAAACGGAAAAAGGCCAUCGACGAGUUCAAGUUCAACCUGGAGUCCUCGGUUCCUUCCAAACUGCCGCAAGCACUGCAAGCUGCCAUCAAAGCGCUGAUCAAACCAGAGCUACUAAGCAAAGCUUUAUCAGAGUCCGGGAUAGAUACCCGAGUCAUCUCCCUUGGCACCUUCCUCUCAAGGGAUAUUUUGCUCAAGGCUCAAGAACUCUUAGGCAAAAUCAGUGAUUUGAUAGAAAAAUCGGAAGAGGAACAAAGUCAGAUAUUCGCUGAUGUUGAAAAGCAUCAGGCUAUCAUGGAAGAGGUUUGUGAUUUGAGCAAUGAGUAUUUUGAGCUGAUUCCCAAUCUGAACUUCGCCCACGAUAAGAUCUCGCCACUGACGGACACGAAUCAGUUGAACACGCAUAUCAGGAACCUGGAUAUCCUUCUGGAUCUCGCCACCACCAACAUGAUCUUGCUGGGUGCCCAGUACAGGGUCAAAGAAAUCAACCCUCUGGACUAUAUCUACCAGUCUCUAGGCUGCCAGAUCCGCCUCAUGAAGGAAGAUGACCAGGAAACACAGCUCCUGCUUCAGUACAUCCACAAAACAAGUGAGAAAGAAGCCAAUGUGGAAGCCAUCUUCCGCCUGUCAAGAGAAGGUGAGGAGGAGCGGCUUCAAUCCAGUGGGGUUGGCAAUCACAAGCUGCUGUGGCACGGCAGCACCCGAUCCAAUGUCAUCAGCAUCAUGAACAAGGGUCUGCUCAUUGCUCCAGAAGAGGCGGAACAUUCUGGUUACAGAUUUGGCAAGGGCAUCUACUCGUCAGAUGCAUUUGCGAAAAGCAUCCAUUACUGUGAGGAGCACUUCGAGAAGACAGACACCAAGUUUAUGUUCUUGUGCGAGGUUGCCCUUGGCAAGAUGAUUACCAAUCCUAAACAAGACGGUCUGAAAGUGUUGAAGCUAGGCUACGAUAGCGUCAUGGGCCGUGGCAACCAUAGGUACAAGUACAACAGAGACCUGCUCAUACCAUCAGGUGCGGUGAUUCCACUGGGCAAGUUUGUACACAACCAGGCAACUUAUUGCUUCUUUGAUUACAAUGAAUACGUGGUGUACAAGACCAGCCAGGUCAGCUUACGUUACCUGGUCCAGUGCAAGGGGAAGGCCAAGCAAGAGGCGGAGCAAGAAGGGGAAGACCCAGAUGACUACUCAGUGGUAGAAUACAAGGAGGAGCAAGGGACAGGGACCAAUGAUGAGGAGAUGGCCGACAACGACGAAGAUGACGAUGGAGACGACUAUGAUGAUGAUGAUGAUGAUGAUGACGAUGAAUAGAAGAGCAAACAGCCAUGCAAGUGACAGUCCCAUAAUGCAUCCCCUGGCAGUGAUUUCGGACCCACAGAGCGGUAUGGUAUUGCUAGAAUCUUCAGGUUGGCUGAUGUAACCUUCCUCUUUAUUUUCGUUUCUGUUUUUUUUUUAACAACAAUUCAUACAAAGUGAUCAUACAUUUUAAUCAAGCAAACUGCACUGCUAGACAGCGGUGGUCAGUAUUUUGAAAUCCUAUAAUCAAUGCAGCAGCUGCAUGGCAUUUGGUAACUGGGUGAUGUUGGCUGCGAUGCCAACACCUUUAACUCUAACCAUGCUCAGUAGAGUACCGAAGCGAAUACAUCACGCCCACAAUGUGUGUGUAAAAGACAUUAGCGCGUGAUUCAGCCCGUGAACCAACACGCGUGUGUACUCCAUUCGUUUGCACUACACUUUCUGGUUCUAAAUUUCGGUACUCUAUUCAACACGAUUCUGCAUAACUCAAGUGAAACCUUGAGGGUUAGGGAGAAAGAUAUUGGCAUUACAGUGGUUGCACUGUACACUUUGUGGUGUAGAGCCUGCUUCAGUAAGGUCCGGAGUAGGCUUUGAAACAUGGAAACUUUAGUUGAAUGUUUGAGCAUUGAUGCCGUCGUAAACCAAGUAUUUUUCCGAAGUGACCACAGGUGACAAUUUCCUUGCUAUAAAGCUUCAAUGUUGUAAAUACCCUUCUCGUACCGACAGCCAAGUGCAUACAGUAGAGCCUGGAUGUGACAUUCUAAUCCAUAACACAUACCAGACAUUUCCUGUAAUAUGGCUUAAGAUACCACAUUUUGUAGUACAGAACAUACAGUCAGUGCGCAGGGUUCGGAAAAGUGCUUGCGUUUAUUUGCAGCGUAUGCAUAACUCGCUUGGUAAAAUGAAUAUUCAUGAGAUCGGGAGACCACAUUUGAAAAUUCAUUUUUUUGAUAACUAGUCUUUAAAAGAAAGUUUUUACUCACAAAUAUAGUAGAGAAUACUUAAGCCUAACUGUGAAAUGAGAUUUCUAAAAUUUUCAUAAAAUAUUUUAAGAAAUAUGAGGAUGAAAGUUUUACUGAAAUUGUCGAGAAAUUUCGGUUUGCGAAAACCAUCUUUUUUCUAUAUAAAACGAAACCGUGCAGAAUCAUUUUACAGUUUGAUGAGAAGCUUUGUUAUUAAAUUCACCAAUUAUCAUAACCAUGAAUCGUGUAAGUACUCAAAACAGUCAGGAGCACGCAAAAUUUACGGCCAUUCUGAACGUUCAGGAUACGAAAACAAAAUCACUCUGGAAGCACGUGUAAGCGCCGCACAGCACGAGUGUACAUUCCUCAUUGGGCAAGACCCGCAACCAACACGCGUUUUGACCAAUCACGUAACAGCACACGGGUCUUCCGUAUGUCGGGUACGCCGUUCUAUGCGUGCUUAUGGAUAUCUUAUAAUCUCGAACUCAAUGUGCCCGACUAUAGAAUAUAAACUGGCGAUGUGUCCUCUCUCAAAGUUUCAACGCAAGAAAGUAAUAUACUUUCAAUGCUAUUCCUAUUUCUAGACCGUUAUGAUUUAAGAUUCAUGUAAUAAACUAUUAUUUUUUGGCAAUAAUGUCUCCCAUUUUCUAGAUGCUUUUUGUUUGUUGACAGUUUCAAUGUGCAUGAACAUGAAAAAUAUAAACACAAAAAACAAUGGGUAUGACUAUAUGAACAUGAAAAUAUAAACACAAAUAAUCAAAGGCAUGUCUCUUUUCAUGACUGAAAUUCUGGAAAACGAUUUAAUCAUAAAAUCAGAGUGCAAAGUUACAUACUUUUGAGCUGGAUUUAAUAAUUACAUCAGUGAGUUAACAUAUUACUAAAACCCUGGAAACUUGAACCACUUACACUUACAAACAUUGCUUACAAUAGAAAGUUUCUGAAAACAUAGAAUGACUUAAUUAUAAAUAUAAAGCAACUUUAAAAAAAUGAACUUAAAAAUACAUGCAAGCCAAACUUUCUUCAAAGUGCGAGGUUACUAAUGCUCGCUCUAGGAUGUACAUGUGUACACUUUCUUGCUAUAUUUCAUGAGAUUAUAAAAUAAAUUCCCUACCCAAGCUUGCCCACAAGCAACUCAUUCUAAGACAAUAACAAGGCCAUUGAACUGCUCCAUUCCUCGGCAAUAAUUGUUAAAUAUGCAAACAAUUACACAAAUCUUUACAAUCUUUACAAGCUUUGUUUAGAGUGCAGUGUAAAGCUGUUUGCAGACAUUUUCAUCAUAUUUUUGUUUUUUAAAUAUACAGCACACUCACAAAAUGACUUACUUGAAAAAAAAGAAAAGUGGAAAUUCAGCAAUGAUUGAAUUGAUUCUUCAGGGUUCUUUUUAUACAUGAUCUGAAUACAACAUGCCAUGAAAAUCCUCGAUGCCUGAUUUGUGGGUUGUUGACAACACGUCUUUGAAUUUAGGCAUGCAAAAAAUAAGGAUUUCGGUCUAGUGAUGUGUCCGGUCAGAUUGACCAGGCCAAACCAUCCCGAAACAUUAUUUUGUAAACCGGAAUCCGAACGGAAACCAAUUUGAACUCCCUAAAACCAACCUGAUCUGACCCGACAAACAUUUAAGGAAAACCAACGGAAAAAAUGUUGCAACCUGACGCCACUUCCAUGAUUGUGUACAAAGUCUAUGUAGAGUCUAGACAAUUUUAAAUAUUUUCUAACAACAUUGGAAAUUUAUGAAAAAAAGUGGCCUCAGGUUGCAACAUUUCUUCCUGUUUGGGUUUAUUUCGGGUUAAACUGACUCAACACAAUUAGAAGACUUAAAACGCAAUACCGAAACCAACCUGGCCCGACUAAACUGAUGGACAAACUUAUGGCGACCUAACAGAAAGUCAGUUUAAGCAAGUUUGGUCGGUUUCUGGUCGGGUUUGAACAACACUUAUCCGGUCGCAGCAUUAAGUUUCAUUUCAUGGUAAAUAAAGUUCCAUUGAAAUAGUUGCGAACUGUCUGCAAGUUCAGGUGUUGUGUUCAACUAGUCUUGAUAGGGAAAAGGGUCAAUCACUCUGCGUACUUGGCCUGUAAGAAAAUAGAAAGAGAGAAAACAAAUCUAAGUAAUAAUCUACAUGUAUUUUUUUGCUGAUUUAUUUAGGAAGGAAUUGUUUCGCGACUACUUCAAAAAAUCCCAUCCCCACCGCAAGAUCUGAAAACAGUACCAGAAAAGAAUUGUUCUUCAUAUUUUAUGACUGACAUGAAUUGACCGACAAGGACAAUCUUGAGUGAUGCCUGUUUAAUUUCAUGAAUUCAAAAAAACAAAUCUGAUUUUUAAUCGUAUAGUAUAAACAUUGUUCGUACUUUCGACAUGCAAAACUAACGGGUAGGAACCUAUUGUCGACAUCGGUGGUAAUGCACCCACAAAACACGCACACAGUACACACAACCCGUACACAAAAUACACGUAUGACGUCAUUCGAAUCGCACAUUGCGACUGCAAUCAUGCAAUUUUCGCAAAUAUUUCGUAUCAAAUUAAAAAUCGGCGGUAGAACCUGCAGAGAUGGGAAUGGUAUGGUUCGAAAGCGUAACUCUUCAACUUACCAGAAAGUGACGAAUUAUGUCCCCAAAUAUCCCAAAACAGUCAGGAGCACCAAAAAAGUACAGGCAUCGUCGAAAAUGUUCAAGAAUCACCUCUCAUUUCACAUCGCUUAUUUAUAACUUUAAGCCUGUAAUAAUCAGCCAAAAAUGGUUUCAAUCGACGCAGAAAUUAUCGUAGUUUCAGAAUCCACUCCAUUUUAGUCAGCUUCUGCUACAAAACGGGUUUCCUGUCCCUUUAUCCAGGGGUACCACCGAACACUCGCAAAACCUCGUGUAGUCUCGAACGGUCCGAGACCGUCCACGCGCUGCAAAUAAAAUCUCGCUGUGUGGCUCAUUAUCGAGUAGGCUGCGCACUGACUGCAUAUGUGCAGAUAACUGCCAUUUAGUGAGCUACACUGUAUGGAGUAGGCCCUAUUGUACAACACCUGAAUAAAUCCCCGUCAUCUGAGUGGUGGGUCAUGGAGCACAUGUCUUGAACUACUGGUACCACUGCAUGGCGCGGCCGCACCGUAAAGAAAAAAGUGCCAUUCCAGGGUAAAUAGAACUGCCAUCGCACGGUAACAUUUUUGGUUGCGCUUUCAGACAGCUCUGAUGCUGUACAUUCAAAGUACCAGUUUACAAAUUACCAAUCAGAUGACGAGGCUUUAUUUUAGCAUUGUUCAACAUUUGUGCAAUGGAAAGAAUAAUUAUUCUUACCAUUGCACUCAUAAACAUUCAUUAUUUGAAUACUAUCUUAUGCCAGACCAAAUGCUUU
Molecule: messenger RNA, 12011 nt
Organism: Patiria miniata (bat star)
Lineage: Eukaryota; Metazoa; Echinodermata; Asteroidea; Valvatida; Asterinidae
Product: poly [ADP-ribose] polymerase tankyrase-like
Exons: 50
Coding region: 237-7730 (2497 amino acids)
Molecular function (GO): protein binding; NAD+ poly-ADP-ribosyltransferase activity
Source: RefSeq, a predicted model, not a curated record